AUGGCAGCAACUUCCGAAGAGUCCUCACGUAUCUUUGUGAGGAAUCUUCCUCCCACCAUCACCCAGGCGGACUUUGAAGCCCACCUUCGCAAACACUUCUCCAAUGGUCACAUCACCGACAUCAAGCUGCUUCCUCAGAGGCGGAUCGGCUAUGUAGGCUACAAGACACCAGACGAGGCCAAGUCUGCCGUGAAAAAGUUCCAUCGGUCUUUCAUACGCAUGUCUAAAGUCUCUGUCGAGAUUGCAAAGCCUAUAGCAGAUCCUUCUCUCCAGAGGCGGAAGUACACAGACCAUGCUGCGUCAGCGCUGCCUGGUUCCGGCAAGCCCAGUCAAACCGAAAGGUUACCCUCAGAUCCCAAUCAGAAAAAGAGGAAGAGGGACGAGCCCGAAGCAUCGGACCCAAAACUCCAAGAAUACCUUGAUGUGAUGGGAGCCACAAAGAAUCCAUCCAAGAAGACUCGGGAAGCCGAUGCUGUAGACGUGGAUCAGCCGCCGGUAGUUGUUGCCGAAGCGGAGUCUGAUGAUGAGUAUGAGGAAGUACCAAGCCGGCAAGCCAAACCAGCCUCACAGAAGUCCACUCAAACUGCCAUGCCAUCGGAAGCAGGGACUUUGAGGAAUCAGAACCAAGUCGAUACCGUCAGCGCCGCCAAUGUAUCCAAACCGGAGUAUGAUGGUAUGGACAUUGACCAGCCUGGAGCUGAUCAAGUACCAGCUGCCGCUGCUGUAGCGACUGCAACUGAUGACGAUGACUGGCUUCGCUCUAGAACGAAUCGUCUACUGGAUCUGGUAAAUGACGAUGAAGAUAUUCCCGUCGCGGCGCCCGUACCUUCGGCAUCGUCAAAGACCCCCGUUGUGCUCUCCGCCCCUUCAAAUGAAGAUGCUGCUGUUCAGGUCGUCGAUAGCUCCAUCGAGGAAGUCGUCGAAGAACCUGCUUCAGAUAAUGAAAAAUCCGGGAAGAAGCUCUCGGCUGUUGAUACAGUCCACAAGACUGCGCGGAUCUUUGUAAGGAACUUGCCAUACUCUGCUACUGAAGAAGAGCUUCACGAGUAUUUUGGCAAGUUCGGCGAAUUGGAAGAGAUUCAUGUGCCAGCGAAGAGCAACACGGCCAACAACAACCAGGGCUAUGCCUUCGUCACCUUCAGCCAGUCUGACGAUGCAGUCAAGGCGUUCCAAAAUGCCGACGGUGCAACUUUCCAAGGUAGAAUGUUACACGUGAUACCUGGCUCGGCAAAGCGUCAACAGCUUGACGAUUUUGCUUUGUCCAAACUUCCCCUCAAGGCACAAGCCAAGCUCAAGAAGAAGGCCAAGGCAGGUCAGGCAUUCAACUGGAAUUCCUUGUACAUGGCACAAGAUGCAGUACUUGCUUCGACCGCGGAUCGUUUGGGAGUGUCCAAGUCUGAACUCUUGGACCCCACCAAUGCGGAUGCGGCGGUGAAACAGGCGCUUGCAGAAACAUCAACUAUUCAAGACACAAAGGCAUACUUUCUGUCUAAUGGUGUAGAUCUUGACAGCUUCAAGUCUGGUCAAAGAUCAGAUACGGUCAUAUUGGUCAAGAACUUUCCAUAUGGAACGACCAUUGAGGAGCUCAGAAAUGAGUUUCAAGAGUUUGGACAAGUGCUCAAAGUCUUGAUGCCGCCAACUGGAACGAUUGCUAUUGUCCUGUUUGCACAUGCCGCCGAAGCCAAGACUGCUUUCUCCAAACUUGCCUAUCGCCGAUUCAAGAACAGUAUCCUGUUCCUCGAAAAGGGACCAAAAGACCUCUUCGUGGGUGAGGUCAAACCAACACCUGCAGGUGCUGAGCUUAUCGGUAAGGAGAAGAUCUCGGCUAGUGACUUGCUAGAAGGUGAAACUACCGACGAGCCGGCCGAAUCCAGCUCUAUUUUUGUCAAGAACCUCAGUUUCAACACGACAACCGCGCAGCUUCAUGACGCAUUCAAGCAUCUGGACGGUUACAGAUCAUCAGCUGUCAAGACAAAGUCAGAUCCAAAGAAGCCUGGCCAAGUCUUGAGCAUGGGAUUUGGAUUUGUCUCGUUUAGCAGCAAAGCGUCGGCAGAAGCAGCCGCCAAAUCUAUGGACGGUCAGGUCCUUCAAGGCCACAAGCUGGUCGUGCGCACCAGUCACCGUGGCCAUGAUGCAGCCGAGCAGAGGCGCAAGGAAGACGCAGCCAAGAAAGCUGCUGGUAAGAGCACCAAAAUCAUCCUUAAGAACCUGCCAUUUGAGGCCAGCAAGAAGGACAUCCGCAGCCUGAUGGGUGCUUAUGGCCAGCUCCGUACUGUCAGGCUACCCAAGAAUGCACAGAACCGAUCAAAGGGUUAUGCAUUCUGCGAGUUCACGACCAGUCGCGAAGCUGACAAUGCCAUGGCUGCUCUGAAGGAUACUCACUUGCUCGGCAGGAAACUGGUGCUCGAAUUCGCAGAAGCUGAAGACAUUGAUCCGGAAGAGGUCAUUGCAAGAAUGGCAAAGAAGACAGGCCGGCAAAAUGCCAAGGUCACCCUUCACCAGCUCAUAGGCGGCGACCGCAAGAAGAUCACAAUAGGCGCAGAGGAGGAAGGCGAGGGAGACUUUUAG
This is a messenger RNA of Pestalotiopsis fici W106-1, 2568 nucleotides long. RefSeq lists its product as uncharacterized. The transcript is spliced from 3 exons. The record is from RefSeq and is a predicted model, not a curated record. Gene Ontology annotation, molecular function: mRNA binding. Gene Ontology annotation, cellular component: ribonucleoprotein complex; cytoplasm; nucleus. Lineage: Eukaryota; Fungi; Ascomycota; Sordariomycetes; Amphisphaeriales; Sporocadaceae. Bases 1 to 2568 code for a protein of 855 amino acids.